Molecule: messenger RNA, 1137 nt
Organism: Coccomyxa subellipsoidea C-169
Lineage: Eukaryota; Viridiplantae; Chlorophyta; Trebouxiophyceae; Coccomyxaceae
Exons: 9
Coding region: 1-1137 (378 amino acids)
Biological process (GO): malate transport
Source: RefSeq, a predicted model, not a curated record
AUGCAGGGCUGCAAAUGGGCUGCCAUCACAAUCGUGGUUGUGGCGGCUCCGAUGCUGGGAAAAGUCACCCAGGUCUCAGUGGAGCGCACCAUUGGCACCAUCUUUGGGGGGCUUCUGGGGCUCGCUACUGUCCUGCUGGGCCAUGGGUUUGGCCAAGAUGAAGACAUUGCCAUCACAGGCUUUGUGGCGUUUCUGGUGGGCUUUGGUGCGGUGUGUGUGGGCUGGGUUCUGUCGCUGGACUACAGCGCCAAGCUGUUUGUCAUGACCUUUGUGCUGGUCGUCAUGGGCUCCAAUGAGCCUUCAGAUGCCAGCCUGGUGGCACUGACGCGCAUAGUGGGGAUUGUGGGGGGUGUCAUGCUCAUGCUGAUGCUGUCGGCGGCUGACAACAUGGCGGAGGCGAUGAUUGACCUGGUGAAUCUGAGCAAGCUGGCAUGGAAGGCGACGAAUGGGGACACAGAACAGCAGACAACCAAGCAGCGCAUGGAGCGGGCUCGCUCUCUCAGGCAGCCCGACGGGUACAUGCUGCUGCAGCAGGAGGAUGAGGAGAGCGCGCGGAAGGAGGCUGCCGCCAACAGGGACGCGGCUGAGGUGGACUGCGAAAAGAUGCUGAUGCAGGUCUAUGACAAGCUGGUGAAGUGCGAUGAGCUGCUGCCGGUGGCGGCGAACGAGGUGUACUUCAAGACGUUCCGGGGGCGAUGGUGUUUUCUGCCGGCGCUGCCGUGGCUGCGCAUGUCCUGCCUGGGGUCCCCCGGCUCCUGGCGGAUCCCCCAGCGCGAAAUGCACGACCUGGCCACAUGCAUGCGCCGCGUCGCACGCGUCCUCUGGGCCCUCCACGUCACCUUCCAGGAGGGGUUUGAGGGUGAGGUGGCGGUGGUGCUGCGGCGGCACUUCCCGACCAGCCUAUUAGCGGACCUGCAGGCCAGCAGCCAGGGCGCCCUAGUGGAGCUGGCGCAGGCCUUCCCCUACCAGCCAGCCUCCGAAUCUAUCGGCCUCUCCCGUUUCACCCAGGUGGUGUUGGACCUGAUCCGCAUCUCAGAAGAGCAGCGCAAUGCCGCCGUGCAGCAGCUCACCCGCCGCAGAGGCACCUCCCGUCGCGCCUCCAGCGAAAAGCUUUCAAGGCACGCCCAUUAUUUUUGA